AUGACACAGGAUUAUACACCAAACGCUUCUUUUGUUGAUUUCGCUGGUGAAGAUGAUAUAAAUAUUGAAAUAGAUCACGCCAUAUCAGAAUUGAAUUUUGAAGAAGCUGGAAAACUCCAAGCUUCAUUAAACAAUGAUAAUUCGGAAGAAAUACAGCGUCAAGUUGAUGGAGCCUUGGCAAGAAAUCAAUCCUUGAUCGAAGGAUAUCAUCAAGAUGCCGAGAAAAGCAUUAUUCAGAUCGAAUUGGAGAUUGAUACCAAGCUUUCGAAAUUAGUUAAAGAUUACAAAAAUCGUUUUCUCCAGAUGAAGGCUGCUCAGUUGGAAGAAAUAGAACAGCUCAGAAGUGAAUGGAUUUCUUCUCAUGAUCGUGCAGAACAGCUUGGAAAUCAAAAGGUUGAAAGCCUUCUUUAUACAUCUAAGGUAUUGGCUAAUUGCAAGUGUUUUGAUGAAGCCAAAACCUUAAGAAACAACGUACAAGAAAAUACAGACAAUAUUCUCAAGAACGAGUGCAAAGAAAUAGAUAACCAUUACAAACAACACAUGAUCAAUAUGAUUGCAAGACAUGAAUCCAUGCUUGAUGGCCUCUACAACCAAUUACUCAACGAUAUUAAAAUUAUUGAAGGACAAGGCAAGAUUGAUCGUUCUGUUGUUAAAUCACAAGAAAAGAUCGGAAUUGCUAUGUCUCCUUCUAAAUCAAUUCAAAAUGUUGCUACAUCUCGUGAUAUUUCAAUGAAUGAUAAAAAACUUAUUAUUUCUCAGCUUUCUCCAAGAAAAUCACCUAGUCCAAGCUCAAAAUCACCACGUUCUCCUAGAUCACCAAGAUCUCCUGUAGCUCCUGGCGCUUAUAUGUCACCACUUAGCCCAAGAUAUUAA
Molecule: messenger RNA, 873 nt
Organism: Trichomonas vaginalis G3
Lineage: Eukaryota; Parabasalia; Trichomonadida; Trichomonadidae
Exons: 1
Coding region: 1-873 (290 amino acids)
Source: RefSeq, a predicted model, not a curated record